Messenger RNA from Symbiodinium sp. CCMP2456, 3495 nucleotides. NCBI's taxonomy places the organism in Eukaryota, Dinophyceae, Suessiales, Symbiodiniaceae. The record is from the annotation of a GenBank genome assembly.
AUGUACAGCUUGCCAAUGACGGCUGUCGCUGGCGCCCCCUUUCUCUAUCGUUUAAAUCGCACUAAAACUCAAAUUGAUGGAAGCUCCAGGCCCGGCAAGAUUGAAGCCAGCCCUGAUGGCGAUGCCUUGGUCGUCCAUUUCACCUCCGAGAUCACCCACUUGGAUGAGGAUGGCAUGCCCAUCAAUGUGGAGAAGAUGCCAGACAAGCGCGAGGUGCCUAUUGGCGAAGCCAUGCGAGGUCUCCGUGAAGAGGAUCUACCUGCGCUGGCACAGGAGAUUGUCGAGAAGUGUCGCUACAUCCCUGAAAGCAAGACUUCGCAAGUGACGAAGGUUAUCAAUCAUGGCAGAGGUGCGCCAGACCGCCGGAGGUCCACCCUUUGCCUGGGCUUGACGGAGAAGGAAAGCACUCAAGCCACUGCAGAAGCGAGUGCCUCCCGGUCGACGCUUCCUCCAGGCGGCAAAUCCACAAUCUGCCUGGGCAUGGACAGCAUUCAACAAGUCCCGAAGCGCGAGACCCUGGCACCACCAGGCGGCAAAUCCACAAUCUGCUUGGGAAUGGAGACAGCCGCUGCCGCUCCGCUGUCAUCCAACGCUUUCGCUUGUGGUGCGCACCAGAACUCCGGAAACGUGCUGACCGAGCGGCCCACGACAAUGCUCUCAGCUCCACCCGGUGGCAAGGCCACUCUCUGUUUGGGAAUGUACUCCCCCGACACGGAGCACUUCGAGCCAAAGCAGGCAAAGGAUGGAGAAACUGAGACGAGCUCCCGGCCGCCUGCGGGGAAGAGCACCUUCUUGCGAUCUACCGGGACCGAGACUGUCAACCUAUCCACCCGCCCAGUCGGUGGAAAGGACCACAUCGUCCUGGGCGCUGAGAUUUUGGAGCUUCAAGACUCCGCAAAUCGGGUUACGGCGGGUGGAAACAGCAGCAUCUGCUUCGGGACGGACACCAGUGAGUGGCGGGUCUCCUCCAAAGCCCUUGGACAGCCGCCAGCUUCCGCUUCCGCAGCUUCGGCUCCGGGCUCCGAGUCCGCUGAGGAGGAGAAGGACGCGCCGGCAGUGGCAGUCCCUGCGAACGAGAUGGAUCCUCUGGAGGCACCAGUGAGCGAAGAUCAGCCUGAAAAGGGGGAGGCUCUCGCCCCAACUCCUGCGCGGGUCCCACCCGGAGGGUUGGCCUCUGUGGUGCUGGGAACUGCCAGCGAGUGGAAGAGAGAGGAUCCUGACGCAAAGCUCGAGGUCAAGCACCUGAAGCAGGAUCUGCCCACGCCUGCACGCAGCAUUCGUGCACCACCCGGUGGCGCAAUGGGCCAAGACAGCCUCAAGUUCCAAAAGUUCCUCAAGCCGAUAUUUGGUGUUGUGUCUUGCAGCGGCAGGCCAUUCAGCAAGGAUUUCGGCGCAGGUGCCACGCAGUCCUCCACGAAUCGGACUUCCGGUGGCGACUCCGUGCUACCCGCGCAGCUAGAGGACCUGCUGCCCAGUGCAUCCGUCCGAAACUUGGACGAAUACGUAGAGGAGCUCUACGAGGAGCACAUGGACAUGAAGGUCCGAGGUGCUCAAAGGCUUCUCAGACUUUGCACGGAGGCUGUCACGCAGAUCGCCAAGCAAAACACCUGGACUUCGGAGCAGUCUUGGCAGGUGCUGAGUCGGGAGCUUCGCGAAAAUGCCAAACGCAGCUACGAGCUGGCUGUGGCCAUCACAGGCAUCUUCCUAAUCCUUGCGAACUUCUCCUGCUUCCACGUCGCCCUGAAGCGACACCAAUGCGGGGAGGUGACCAUGCGCGUUCUUGAGUAUGAGAGCAAGCGGCGCAAUGUGAUGAAGAACGAAUUGGUGCAGACACAAGAGCAGAUGGCGAAUUCGCAGCUGCCUGAUGAGCGGACCCGACUACAGCGCACCCUCGGCAAAUGUCGGGCGCGCCUUGAACGACAGGACCACUUGCUGCAGAUUUGCCUUUUGGUCCUCCGUGCAAUGUCGGAGGAUACUGCUCAGGAGUUGAAAUUUGUGAAGCAGAAGCUCUGCCAAAUGCUGGUGCCGAUGCUCGGCAGACAGCACGAGGAUCUGCUCUUGAGCACUCUGAGCAUGUUGCACAAGCUCACCAUCUUCGAGCAGAACAAGGACCAGCUCUUGAAGGAGGAGGUCUUCCAGCGCUUGGCGGAGCUCCUGGGCCACCCGGCCAGCGAGGUCGCCUUCCUGGCGAUGAGAGUGUGUUACAACCUCUCCUUCGACUCCAAAGGUCGAGCCUUCCUCGUCAGCCAGAGCAACGUGGUUGCCAGGCUGAUGGCCGCAGCCAUCACGCCACAAAGCGCGAAGCCACCCUUCAAAGCGGUUUCCCUGAGGCUGCUCUACCACCUCACGCUGGAUCCUGCGGCGAGGUCGACCCUGACGAGUCGCCACCCGACCAUCGCUUCCAUGGCACUGCAGCUCGUGGCACAGAGCAAGGAGAAGGCCCGGGCCUGGAUUGCGCUGCAGUCAGCAGUCUGCUGCAGUGAGCAACAGGAGCCGGAGGCACUCGCUCUGCUUCUGAACCUCGCAGCGGAUGAGGCGGCUGCCUGCUUGCUCUUGGCAGAGGAGGCCUUUGUGACGGUGGCGUUGCGGGGCAUCAAGGGCAGCCAGGUCAUCCUCAAGGUCUUGCGGCACAUUGCUUCCCACCAAGCGAGCCGCUCCAUCCUCCUUGACGUGAUGGGCGGAGGUCCUGAUGCCCCUGGCUCAAGCCACGCUUGGCUCUUGGAGUUGGUGCGACUGGCGCAGAGCACAGCGGCCGACAGGCACGACGUGCUCGUUGAAGCCUUGGGCAUCCUCGCAGCCCUUGACUGCAGCAGCCCAGAGGUUCCCUGGCCUGAGCUUUGUGAAGCUGGCCUCCUCGAACUCUUACCAAGGCUCUUAAUGGUCGGCUUCUCCGAGGACGAUGUGGUCCUGGAGGCCGUCAUGCUGCUCAGCGUCUUGGCCCUGGAUCCGCCCUCGGCGGCGCUGCUGGCGAACUCCAAGGUCAUACACCUGUUGCCAGACGUGAUGGCCGCCAAGACGAAGGAUGCAGAUCUCAUGGUGCAGUCGAGCUUCUUGCUCCGUUGCCUCAUCAUGUCCGAUGCGACGCGAGAUGCAGUUCUGCAGACGGACGCCCCUGCGCGUGUUCUGGAGCUUCUGCGGUCUCCAGAGCCUGCGGUGCAGGAUGCGGCACACGAGCUCUUGGAGAUCAUCGCCGCUGCCGAGGCACAGGCCGGGCGAGCGAGCCGAUGGACCAAGCAUCUCCAGGAGUACAAGUACAAAGUGCACAACAGCGAGUGGCUGGAUGCCGAGAGCGAGGCCAAGCCACGCCGCACUAAGGAGCCUGAGCACCGGUCGCCUUCGCGGGAUCCGUCCAAGCGGAACGCUCUCACUGCGACUGCGGCGACCGCCACCGGAGGCUGGGGCGAAUCCAGCGACCUUGAAGACCGCCGGGAAGAGAAGCGAGGGAGAAAAAAACGUGUGAAGCCCCGGUCUCAGGGUCACGAAGACACAACAUGA